AUGAGCAUCGACGCCAUGCUCGACAUGGAGCGGAAAGAAGUUCUCGCUCUGUUGGAGCGCGGCAGCGAGGCCCCUGCUCCGUCAUCUAGGAAAGAGGCUCCUGCGAGCAACGCCGCGUCGUCAUCCAGCAGACCGGCCGCUACCACCCAGGGCCCCGUGAGGAGCAUGCUGGACGUUCAGGCGCCGCCAUCCCCACAGCUGGUCCGCAGUAUGCUGGAUAUCAGUGCCCCGGUGCCGGACUCUCCUCGGCGGCCGGGCCGGAGCUCAACUCCAAGCUCGCCUCUGAUGGCGCCCAGCGAGCCCUACUUCAGACACCAACCGUCUUCUGGCUUGGGGCCACACCCUCGGAGCAGGUCGGAUGCCGGCGUCAAGUUCGCCGAGCCCAGACGCAGCUCUCGACAAGACCCGAUUGCCAAUUACCAAUUCUCCAGCAUCAUGUCCCAUAGCUCGGGUCCUCAGUCGUCGUUGAAAUGGUCGUCCUCGAGAAACAGCAAACGAGAGAGUGGAGGAUCCCUGGGAGACGUGCUAAGGGGCUCCGAGAAUGGGCUUCAGCUGCCCACGGAUAGAGGCCGAUCUCCUCUCGGUGGCUCUCGUAUCUUCCCCAACCAGUCCAAGUCUCCCCAGGCUCAAAACCGCCGUUGGGGCAGUAGGUCUAGAUCACCGGCAACCUUUACCGCACCACCGCUGCCGCCGGGCAAGGCCAUGCUAAAGGAUGGCCAGAUUGUUAAUCUCAACAAUGCCUACCGCAAAUUGUCAGAUGCGAAUCUCAUUCAGUCUAGCGGAAGUUUGGCGCAGCUGCCUAUGCGGAAGAAGUCGGCAGAGGCAGGGGAAGGCAGACUCGUCAAAGAUUAUGUUGGGCCGGAUGGCGAGCAUCUCGAAUCGAGUGACGAAGAAGAUGAGGAGUCGUCUGAUGACGAGGACCGAGGACGCAAGAAGUUCCCUCGCUCCCUGAUACACGGUACUGGAGACAAUGGCCACUCAGCAGCUGGUAGCAGCUCACAAUCAGGGGGACGACAGCCGCUGAGCUUGCUGGCGGCGGCGGAACAAGAGCGUUCACAAGUGGCAUUUCAACAGCCCCAAUAUCAGUACCGCUCCCUGUUCGACGAACCCGAGAUUAAAGUGACGAAUGCAUCCGGAGAAACCGCAAAGGCAACCAAGGCCAACAGGGGAGUCCAUCCGGUGACCAGCUACGACCAGGGCUUGGCUUCGGCAACGCCAUCAGUCAUGGACUCGGACGAAGAGGCCGAGAUGGACGACAUCAAGAGGGCGCAAAACCUGUCAUUCACGAUGACCAAUGUCCUGGAGACGCCGGAAGCGCAUCGUGCCAUUCGCAUCAUCUACCGUGGAGAUUUCACUAGGAUCGUUCAGGCAGCGGAAGAGGAGAAUCACAGGCUGAGAAAAUAUCUGGUGGCGACGGACUUGAGCGACGAAUCAACCCACGCGCUUGAAUGGGCGAUUGGCACAGUUCUCCGGGACGGCGACACACUGGUUGCGAUCUACUGCAUCGACGAGGAAACGGGAAUAGCCGCGGCGGAGGUCCAAGUGCCGGACGAGCCCAAGGCGAUCAAGGAGCAGGCGGCGGCCAUCAAUCUGAUGACGAACACGAAGCUGGUGCCGGCGCAAACAAACCUCGUGUCGGAGUUCAAGCGCACCUCAGCCUUUUACCUGAGGAGCGACUCCAACGCCGGCACGCCAACCGGUUCGCCGGCGCCGUUGUAUCGCAACGACCGCUUCAAGGCCGAGCAGGAGCGCAGCCGCGCCGUGCAGCAGAUUACGGACAAGGUGCUCCGUCUCCUGAGGAAGACGAGGCUCCAGGUCAGGGUGAUUGUGGAAGUGCUGCACUGCAAGAACCCACGGCACCUGGUGACGGAAGUGAUUGACGUUAUCAAUCCCACUUUGGUGGUGAUUGGGAGCCGAGGCCGAAGUGCGCUCAAGGGUGUUAUCUUGGGAUCCUUCUCUAACUAUCUGGUCACCAAGAGUUCGGUGCCCGUCAUGGUCGCACGCAAGAAGUUGCGCAAGCAGUCCAAGUACAAGCGAACUCCGGUAAAGCAGGUUAACAAUAUCAGCAACCCAUCGGCCAAGAGCCUGGCCAAUGCCAAAGUAGACUAG
Trichoderma reesei QM6a is the source of this 2109-nucleotide messenger RNA. RefSeq lists its product as uncharacterized. Bases 1 to 2109 code for a protein of 702 amino acids. Lineage: Eukaryota; Fungi; Ascomycota; Sordariomycetes; Hypocreales; Hypocreaceae. The transcript has 4 exons. The record is from RefSeq and is a predicted model, not a curated record.